Molecule: messenger RNA, 1628 nt
Organism: Sturnus vulgaris (Common starling)
Lineage: Eukaryota; Metazoa; Chordata; Aves; Passeriformes; Sturnidae
Gene: NT5C3A
Product: 5'-nucleotidase, cytosolic IIIA
Cellular component (GO): cytoplasm
Molecular function (GO): magnesium ion binding; 5'-nucleotidase activity
Source: RefSeq, a predicted model, not a curated record
CUAAACAAAGAUUAAUUAAUUCAUUUGCUCUUUCUACAUGAAUAAAUGUGUGCUACCUAGUAAAUAUUAAUGAAACCAUGUCAAUGAAGCUCUAAGAAAUUUGUGGCACUAUGCAACAGGAAAUCCUAAAAUACUUGGAUUUUGUAAAAGGACUAAAAAGUAACAAAGUAGUAAACUUCUGCUUUCAAAAACAAGGGCCUUCCUCUGUCAGAGCUGCCCAAAUUUGCCUGCUGCAUCCAUGAAAGCUGUUCAUUCAAUGAAGGUCAAAGGUUUUGUUGUUGGUGAACCAGCUGAUGAUCUGUAAGCCUGUCGGGCUGUAUUGCUGAGCAUAACAAACUGCUGUGCAUUGCUGACGUGCGUCACAGGACCCUGGGGUUUUGCACGGGGAUUAGUCAGGCUGUAUUUGGAAACGCCCUCAACUGCACCCUAUGCUGCUAUAUCAGUGUGUCUCAAGCAAGAGGAAUUUUCUUUUGCUUCUGCAGCUGCUCCUGCAAAACCCUCUGCCUGCAUGCAAGCCCUGCAUCUCUGGACUCUGCUUGCCACCUAUGCUGUUGCAGUAGGACAAAAUCAAGGACAGAAGAAUCAGGAGUGCCCUAAGCUCAACGCACAGAUGCCAGAAUUUCAGAAGAAGACUGUCCAUAUUAAGGACCCAGCAAGAGUAGAGGAGAUUAUUUGUGGCCUCAUCAAAGGUGGAGCUGCCAAACUUCAGAUUAUUACAGAUUUUGAUAUGACAUUAAGUAGAUUUUCCUACAAUGGAAAAAGAUGUCCAACUUGUCAUAACAUCAUUGAUAACUCUAAGAUCAUCACAGAUGAAUGUCGGAAAAAGUUAUUGCAGCUGAAAGAAACCUAUUAUGCCAUUGAAAUUGAUCCAGCUCUCACCAUUGAAGAGAAAUACCCAUACAUGGUAGAAUGGUACCAUAAAUCUCAUGCACUACUCAUUGAACAAGGCUUACAGAAGGACAAGUUUGCAGAAAUUGUAAGGGAAUCUGAUGUUAUGCUGAAAGAAGGGUAUGAGAACUUCUUUGAUAAGCUCAGUGAACAUAAUAUUCCUGUGUUCAUAUUUUCUGCUGGGAUUGGCGACAUCCUUGAGGAAGUAAUCCACCAAGCUGGGGUCUACCAUUCUAAUGUCAAAGUGGUUUCCAAUUUCAUGGAUUUUGAUGAAAAUGGAAUAUUAAAAGGAUUUAAAGGAGAAUUGAUUCACGUUUACAACAAACAUGAUGGCGCCUUGAAGAACACAGAGUACUUCAAACAGCUAAAAGACAACAGCAAUAUCAUACUGUUGGGUGAUUCUCAAGGAGAUUUGAGUAUGGCAGAUGGAGUAGCAAAUGUUGAGCACAUUCUUAAGAUUGGCUAUCUCAAUGAUAAAGUAGAUGAGCUUUUGGAAAAAUACAUGGACUCUUAUGAUAUUGUCUUGGUGAAAGAUGAAUCCCUGGAAGUUGCCAACUCCAUUCUACAGAAAAUCCUAGCAGAAACUGUGCCAUCUUCCGUUCCCUGAGGAAUUGUAAUGAGAAUGUGGGAGAGCUUAGAUCUAGAUUCUCUUCCAACAGAAUUAAUAUACAUCUCAAGAAACGGUCUCUUUCCUUACAGCCUGGGGUCUGUUAUUAUAAUUCUGACUUGGUAUCUCCAGA